AUGGCUACUACUGGUUUCUACUGGUGUCUUGUAUUGACUAACUGUUUGAGUCUUGUUGCAUCUUCUGUACUUCAAUAUAGUCAAACAGUUCCUAGUUCUGGUAUUGUACCAUGUCCUGGUGAUAGAGUAGUACUUAACUGUACAACUGAUGCUGGUCCUGGUAAUGAUGCUAUUGUAUUUUGGGGUAUUAAUAAUGGUGGAUCAGUUCUAUUAAACAAUGAAGUUAGAAAUCGUUCGGAAAAUGGUUUUAAAUUACAAGUUACUAUGAUUAAUGGUACUAUCAUGAGUAGUCUUGCUGUUACUGAUGAACCAGUGAAUGGAACUGUUGUUCACUGUAGAGGAUUUAACACUAUGCAAGUUGCUAGCUUACGCAUUAAUGUAACAGGCCGACCAAUAAUACCAGUUAAUAAUACUACAUAUACAUGGAAUGUACCAGCUCAAGUUGUUAAUAUUAGUUGGUAUCAGAUAUCAACUGAUAGUAUUACAAUAUCGUGGAAUAACAAUGAAAAUUCUGAUGUACUAGUUCUUCCUACUCAGUAUUACAUUAUUAAUGUGUACACUACAUCAAACAGUAUCAUAUACACUAAUAAUACUAAUAAUACUAACAUUACUAUUACUGGACUACCUCUUACUGAUAUUAGCUACACUGUCACUAUCAUACCAGUUAAUGUUAUUGGAUAUGGACCAUCAGCCACUGUUAAUGUCAGUACAACUGCCAGCAGCUUAUUGAUAUCUUCAAGUUGUACUACUGAGUAUAUCACAAUACAAGAUAAGAGUUUAGCUGUGACAACAAUCACUGUAACUGAAUCAAUCAAUGAUUGUAGUAUUGACAGUUAUUCUUCAUGCAUUACCACAACAAUGUCACAAUCAACAGAUGUAGGAUCCAUUAGUGUUGCUAUUGCUGUACCUAUCACUGGUCUAUUAGCUGGACUCAUUACUGCAAUAAUUACUAGUAUCAUUGUAUGUUUAGUAAUGAAAAAGGGAGGGACUACAAUACAAAAUAAAACUCCAGUAGGAGGAGGAGGAGAAGCAGCAGUUAUUGGUCCAAUAUAUGAUUUACCAACAAUCAAUACUGAACAACAAGAACAAAUCAUUGAUACUGAACUUAACACUGCAUAUGGACAAAUAAACAUGUAGAUUUUUUGCUGCAGUAGUUUAAAAAUAUUUAAAGCAUUUGUACUAGACAUUAAAAAGUUCAUGUAAAAGCUCACACUAUACAAACAACAAACUUAAUAAAAUAUGAUUGUAGAGAAAGAAAGUGAGAGAGAAAUUACAAUUAAACUAAACUCUAAAAAUAACUAGUCAUAAAGAAUCCUCCAAAUCUUCUAAUUCCUUCCUCAAUUUACUUCCAUCAGCUGUAUCAAGACUCGAGACUGUUUCUAUAUCAAUAUAAUUAGUAGAGACAGUAUUUGAAUCACGGCAACUUUCACUAUUAUAAGAAUCACUGAGCAUUUUCAAUUCAGCUGAGUCCCUCAUCUGUGGUAAUUUUCUGCAGAGUUUCUUUCUAGCCAGACCAAUUAAAAGGCAGAUAAUGAUAAAGAUGGGAAGGUAGACCAGAAACAAUUGAAUGUAACCUAAUACAAUCAUGGUUUUAUCUUGAGAGUAUGUAUCUGAUUGAACAAACCGUGCUAGUGCCAAAGUAUUGAUUAUACCCAUCAGUAGGAACAGGCAGCUAUCAAUGUUGUUGUGAAGCUUAUUCUUGUACGGCUCGAACUUUAAAUGAAUUGCUAGCAUUAUCAUAAGAACAACUUGAGCAAUGGAAAGCGAAGCCAGUGGUACACUAAUGAGUGAAAAUACACUGACAAAUAUAACACGAUAGAGAAAAUACAAUCCAGCAAAGAAGCGAUAUUUAUCCUCAAAGCAACCUUGAAAGGCAUCGAAAAUUGGCUUCAACAUCUCCACUUUUCUAAACAAAGUUGCUGUCACUUUAUUUCUCUGAGGCAAUACCUUGUAAAAUACAGGAUAAGCAAUAAGACACAAUGGAGUAACAAUGACAAUUGUUAAAAUUCCUAUUAUUGCAGCAAUAGCAAAUGGUAUAUGAACACCAGUGAAGUAUGCUUGACUUCCCAUCUGUUGCACACGCAAUGGGGAUAUUAUGCUGCUCCCUUUAUUUGUUAGGAAACCUAUUUCCAUUAUCUUGAAGCAUAUUUGGGUUGUCUGUGAGUAACAGAGUAUGAGAAAUGUUGUCAGAGCUUUUGUUAGGGUUGUUGGCUUGAAAAAUGGUCUCUUGCAACAGGUAGUCUGCAACCUGUAGAAAUAGUUGGACUUCAUUACAGAUACAAGAGUUAUGACUAAGAGAAAAGCAAAAAUAAGGGAGAA
This is a messenger RNA of Amphimedon queenslandica, 2319 nucleotides long. RefSeq lists its product as uncharacterized. The record is from RefSeq and is a predicted model, not a curated record. Gene Ontology annotation, molecular function: protein binding. NCBI's taxonomy places the organism in Eukaryota, Metazoa, Porifera, Demospongiae, Haplosclerida, Niphatidae. Bases 1 to 1137 code for a protein of 378 amino acids. The transcript is spliced from 10 exons.